Molecule: messenger RNA, 1803 nt
Organism: Penicillium verrucosum
Lineage: Eukaryota; Fungi; Ascomycota; Eurotiomycetes; Eurotiales; Aspergillaceae
Exons: 1
Coding region: 1-1803 (600 amino acids)
Source: RefSeq, a predicted model, not a curated record
AUGCCUGACAUUUCGUCUGCGGUGUCGUUAGGGAGCGCAUCUGACAUCCUUCUUCAACUUCCCAUCGGACACGAAGAAUGCCAUUCCCUUAUUAAGGCACGGGCAGGAGCACCUCUACAUGUGCCUGCUUUGCACCUCAGUACAAUUCAUCACAGAUGCGGUCCUAGUCUAGAUACGAAGGCGGAAUUCCGCGAAAGUCUUUUGAAGGGUUUGCGCCAGCAUUGGCAAGACCCGUCAACCGAAUCUCGCUUCUUGCAGCUGUCCCGGGAGCUUGACAGGAAUGGCGCAAUACUUUACGGGGGACUGAUCGACACGGAGAAGUUCAAGAGUCUGAUCGAAAAUUACACCAAGGCUCAGGGAGUUACCGGAAACCAAACCUUCCUGCACUCGUAUGUGAACUUUGCCGACCAUGCGGACUUCCUGACCGAUUCCCGGUAUAAUGAUGCAUUCGCACAUCCAUUACUCGUUGCCUUGAUUUCCUACCAAAUGGGAGGGGCUCUCAGGCUGAAUGAUGUUCGAGGCAAGGACACAGACCCUAUCUCGGUAAAUGCACAAGACAACAUGUUGCACAUCGACAAUACACCUUUCCGCGAUGAAUACAAAAUCUUACUUUGCUGGAAGCGAGAUGAGCCUGUCGGACCCUCAGGCCAGAAUUUUACAUUUUUGCCUGGGACGCACAAAGGAAAUCGCGAUAUUCUGCUCGACCAGGAUGGAGAACCCUGGUCGACAGAGCGUGACAGCUUAUUUGUGUCCAAUGCGGCUAUUGAUGGCAUCCUCUCAUUUCAAAAAGAGCAAGUUGGCAGGCCGUCUAUGGUUGUUGAAACGGUUGUACCAGAUGUCCCAGUGAGUGUAGCCUUCGCGGCAGGCGCGCUGGUUCAUCAUCGUUACCGUACCGAAACUGGUGACCCAAGAAGCUGUGUUAUCUGUGCAUUUCAUGUUGCUAGCGAUAACCCAGGGUCUUUGAUCACCACACGCGGUCAAGGCUACAAGCCCGAGUCUCUAGUGGACUUGAUGAUAGGCCCGCAGAGUCAGCAUACGGAGCUCGACUUCCUUUCUAUGCUGUUCCGUGAUGCCUGCAAAAUUGAAACCAAGAUCAAUGACUUGGAGAGCCAUAAUCAUGUCAGCCAAGUGAUUGAUAUUCAGUCUCUGGCUCUGAAAGAUGACGCACUGGCUCGAUGGAGAGAAUCUGUGGUGUUUGCCCCAAGUGCGUCCACUAUCAAAUUCUCGAGAAACAUUUAUCUCUCAUCUGCAUAUCCUCUCAAUCAGGACGAUUUCAUCAAUAAUCUUGCAACUGUCAUGGCGUACGACAAACACGGCCUGUUACAACUAAUCUUGUAUCAGGAUGGACGAGAGGAAAUCCGUAAAGUAUCUCGCAAGACAAUCGGAGAAAUGACACAAAAUACAUUAGCGAAGCGACUUUACGCCUGGGCGCACGUCUUUGACCGACAAAACUUUGUGGUCGCCGAUCUUCCCCUGCCAAGUGAGCUAAGGGAUAUGGCAGAUGUCGUCGGCGAUUUAGCAAAGUAUAGGCUCCAAGAGUUUGAGGCCAACAAAACAUGUACCGGCGAGAGAGCUAAGGUUGUCAUGCUUAAAUCGCUUUGUCGCCUGAUUUUUGAUUUGGGAGAGGCGAUCACUCGUUGUGAAAAGAUGGAAACUUUUGUGUCCACCAGUUUGUUCCUGUUCUGGACGACAGAGCACAUCGUCACCUAUUUUCAAGGAGAGCGAAAAAGGUGGGCGAGGUAUGUUGCUGGAAUCUUUCUUCGCAACUAUGUCUCCGCUGUUAUGUUGCUGGAGCAGAUGUAG